This is a messenger RNA of Clupea harengus (Atlantic herring), 6504 nucleotides long. RefSeq names its product cut-like homeobox 2b (gene cux2b). NCBI's taxonomy places the organism in Eukaryota, Metazoa, Chordata, Actinopteri, Clupeiformes, Clupeidae. The coding region runs from base 345 to 5726 and encodes 1793 amino acids. The record is from RefSeq and is a predicted model, not a curated record. Gene Ontology annotation, cellular component: nucleus. Gene Ontology annotation, biological process: regulation of transcription by RNA polymerase II. Gene Ontology annotation, molecular function: RNA polymerase II transcription regulatory region sequence-specific DNA binding; DNA-binding transcription factor activity, RNA polymerase II-specific. The transcript has 29 exons.
GUUAAUUAUUCUGUUGUUCUCCUUCCCGUUUCCAGACGAUAUUGAUCAACCCGUUACGUCAGUAUUGAUAACUUUACCAAACCAAAAUCAAGUGCGAUUGCCCAGUUAAUCUCCAGGACCAGCUCAAAUGCAUGGAUAUUCAUAAAAAAAAACACGCGGAUUACCAUUCGCAAAUAUCGCCUCGUUUUCAAAUACAUAUCCGCGUUAAGUUUGGGGUACUCUUUUAUUUUCAUAACAUUUUUUUUUCAUGUGAGGUGGGAGAGCGUCAACGCUGUUUAACGAGGGGAAUCCAGCCCGUAUAUUUAUUGUAGCCGCUGAAAAAAAUCUCUUCAAUAUCCCCCAAGAUGGCCGCCGAUGUGGGAUCGAUGUUUCAAUAUUGGAAGAAAUUUGAUCUACGGCGGCUUCAGAGGGAGCUGAACUCGGUGGCGGCCCAGCUGUCAGGGCGACAGGAAGAGUGUGAACACUCCCACAGACACCUGCUGGAACUCAGCCGCGAGUUCAAGAAAAAUGUCCCAGAGGAAGUACGGGAGCUGGUCACCCCUGUCCUCAAGAGUUUCCAGGCCGAGGUGGUCGCUCUGAGCCAGCGCAGUAAGGAGGCGGAGGCGGCGUUCCUGGGAGUCUACAAACAGCUGAUCGAGGCCCCAGAUCCCGCUCCCGUACUGGAGGCGUCACACACUCUUGAGGAGAGGCUGCAGCAGCUUCAGAGCUCCGCCCCCGACAGCUUAGAGCUGAGAGAAGUCUCCACCCACUGGAAGACACACCUGGAGUGCCUUAACAACUCAGUCCUUCCAGAGGACGGUUCCAGCACGCUGGCAGAGGACGUUCCUGGGGCGUCCGGCCCCCCGUCCUGCACUAUGACCCCCAACAGCACACGCAAACCCAAGAGCUGCAGCUCACCGCACCAGAAUCACCACAACCAGACAGACGGGUCCUCUGAGGAGUCUGACUCUACUCUCUCCACCAGGCUGGGAGACACUGAGGGCAAAAUCUGCACCCUGCAGACAUCGCUGACCACGGCCCAGUCAGAGCUACUGGAGCUACACAGGAAAUAUGAGGAGGAGAUGGCCUCCAAGGAGGAGGAAGUAGGCCUGCUGGUCUCAAACCUGGAAAAAGCCAACCAGGUGGUCGCUCUGAGCCAGCGCAGUAAGGAGGCGGAGGCGGCGUUCCUGGGAGUCUACAAACAGCUGAUCGAGGCCCCAGAUCCCGCUCCCGUACUGGAGGCGUCACACACUCUUGAGGAGAGGCUGCAGCAGCUUCAGAGCUCCGCCCCCGACAGCUUAGAGCUGAGAGAAGUCUCCACCAACUGGAAGACACACCUGGAGUGCCUUAACAACUCAGUCCUUCCAGAGGACGGUUCCAGCACGCUGGCAGAGGACGUUCCUGGGGCGUCCGGCCCCCCGUCCUGCACUAUGACCCCCAACAGCACACGCAAACCCAAGAGCUGCAGCUCACCGCACCAGAAUCACCACAACCAGACAGACGGGUCCUCUGAGGAGUCUGACUCUACUCUCUCCACCAGGCUGGGAGACACUGAGGGCAAAAUCUGCACCCUGCAGACAUCGCUGACCACGGCCCAGUCAGAGCUACUGGAGCUACACAGGAAAUAUGAGGAGGAGAUGGCCUCCAAGGAGGAGGAAGUAGGCCUGCUGGUCUCAAACCUGGAAAAAGCCAACCAGAGAGCAGAGCUGGCUCAGAGGGAGGUGGAGCGGUUAAAGGAGCAGCUGGCCAACACUCAGAGCUCCCAGACCUCGAGCUGCCCAACACAGGAUGCCAAGGGAAAGGAGAGGGAGGAGACGGACGAGUGUUCCGCGUCCCAGCUGGAGGUGGCCCUCUUCACGAAGGACAGAGAGAUCCUCAGACUGCUGGAGAACGUGCAGAGGCUUCAGUUCACUCUGCAGGAAGUCCAGGACGCCUCGGCCAAUCAGAUCGCAGAGCUGGAGCGCCAGCUGGCCUAUAAGACAGAAGCUAUAGAGAGAUUAGAAGGGAGGCUACAGUCACAGCGGAACUAUGACGAGAUUAAAACUGAACUGAGCAUCCUGAAAGCGAUGAAACUGGCCUCAGCAAAUGGCAGCUUAACCCAGGAAUCUGCUAAGGCUGCAGAAGCACUACUUCUGGACAAAGAGGCCUUCCUGCCCUCUCAUAAGUACCUAAUGGACAAAGCCCGUGUGAUCCAUGCCAACGCUGUAGAUGAGGACCAAUCAGAAGAGACUGGAAAGGACCUGAGCCGGCCUAUUGGUUCAUACUCCUCCCCCCAGAGGCCGUUAUUGGGCAAUGGCUGCUCCUCCUCCAGCCCAGACCCCGCCCCUGUGAACGGAAGCUCCUCCUCCUCCUCCUCUGCCCACGACCUCUCGCGACCUUUCUCGGUGUCACCGUUCUCGUCAGAGAAGCUGCCGGGUGAGCAGCUCCUGCAGAAGCAGCUCCUGUCUCCGCUCCUGAAGAAAGAUGGCGGCCCCCACACCCCUCGAAUGGCCUUUCCCUCGGCCCUCUUCGCUGCCAAGGCCGCCCUCAUGUCGGCCAAUCAGGGCUCUGUAGGGGCGGGCCCCGGCGAGACCGGCAUGCCCAGCGACCAAUCGGAGAGCGGGGGCUCGAGCGUGGGUGAGGACGACCAGCUGGAGACGUCAGAGAUCGCCUACCAGGUGAAGGAGCAGCUGCUGAAGCACAACAUCGGGCAGCGCGUGUUCGGCCACUACGUGCUGGGCCUGUCGCAGGGCUCGGUCAGCGAGAUCCUGGCCCGGCCCAAACCCUGGAGGAAGCUGACGGUCAAGGGCAAGGAGCCCUUUCUCAAGAUGAAGCAGUUUCUGUCCGACGACCAGAACAUCCUGGCUCUGCGCACCAUCCAGGUCCGACAAAGAGGGAGUAUCACUCCUCGUAUACGAACUCCUGAAACUGGGUCAGACGAGGCCAUCAAGAAUAUUCUAGAACAGGCCAAGAAGGAGAUCCAGUCUCAGCGAGGAGGUGAGGGGAAGUCUCUGAGCGGCGGCUCCUCAGGGCGGAGCAGUGGAGGUGGCGGUGGUGGUGGUGUGGGGGGCAGCAGCUCCGACGAGACCAUCAAGAGCAUCCUGGAGCAGGCGCGCAGGGAGAUGCAGGCGCAGCAGCAGGCCCUGAUCGAGAUGGAGCACUGCGGUCGCGCCGCCUCCUCCUCCUCCUCCUCCGUCAUGGAGCGCCUCUGCCUCCAGGAUGCCGCCAAGGCUCUCCAGGGCCCGGGGCCCGCCUACGUGAAGCAGGAGGAAGGCGGCGUCGUCCCCGUGUGCGUGGGGAACCCCAUCAACAGCCCGCAGACGCCCCUGAGUGUGAUCUCCCCCGCCGCGUUCGUGCAGAACAUCAUCCGCAAGGUCAAGUCGGAGAUCGGCGAGGCCGGGGCGUACUUCGACCAGCACUGGUCGGCCGAGCGAGGGGGGCUGAGCCUCAUGGGGGUCGCCUCGCGACCUUUCACCUCCGUCUCGCCCUCCGUGUCCUCCUCCUCCUCCUCGGGGCACUCUGCCAUGCCCCGCCCGUGGCCCCGCCCAGAGAGUGGCGAGGGCCCGCCCACCAGCGAUGACACCUCGGGAGCGGAGGAGGAAGGAGGAGGAGGGGUCAGGGCGGGUGCGGGGACGCCGGCGCCACCAGGUGGCCGUCCUGUGGAGGUGAAGGUGGAGCCAGACAUGUCGGCGGCCGGGGACGGCCCGAGCCGCGGGCCGUACUACCCGUCGUACAUCCCCCGCACCCUCAAGCCCACCGUGCCCCCACUGACCCCAGAGCAGUACGAGAUGUACAUGUACCGCGAGGUGGACACCAUGGAGCUCACGCGGCAGGUCAAGGAGAAGCUGGCCAAGAACGGCAUCUGCCAGCGCAUCUUCGGAGAGAAGGUGCUGGGUUUGUCUCAGGGCAGCGUGAGCGACAUGCUGUCUCGGCCCAAGCCCUGGAGCAAGCUGACCCAGAAGGGCCGGGAGCCGUUCAUACGCAUGCAGCUGUGGCUACUGGACCUGCUGGGACUGGGUUUGAGCCAGCUCCCCAACCACAGCAACACACUGGUCUCCUCAGACAAGAGCCCCGUCCUGUCUCUGUCCUCCCCCUCUCCCCCCCCCAGCCCCGAGGAGCGCCCCCCCAGCCUGCCCCACCCCCCCGAGCCCAUCAGCCUGGCGCUGGAGAGCAGCAAGGAGAAUCAGCACCCCCACCCCCUUCACCCGCACCCACGCCCGCACCCCCACCCUCACGCCGACCCCCCCGGGGGGAAGAGCACCCCCGCCCUGCAGGUCCUGCCGCCCCCCCACACUCCCCUGGGCAUCCAGGAGCUGGUGGCCAUGUCUCCAGAGCUGGACACGUACGCCAUCACCAAACGAGUCAAGGAGGUGCUCACCGACAACAACCUAGGUCAGCGCCUGUUUGGCGAGACCAUCCUGGGCCUGACGCAGGGCUCGGUGUCGGACCUGCUCUCCCGGCCGAAGCCGUGGCACAAGCUGAGCCUGAAGGGCCGUGAGCCGUUUGUGCGCAUGCAGCUGUGGCUCAACGACCCGCACAACGUGGAGAAGCUCCGAGACAUGAAGAAACUGGAGAAGAAAGCCUACCUGAAGCGGCGCUACGGCCUGCUGAGCCCGGGCUCGGACAGCGACUCCCCGGGGACGCGCUCGGACUGUGUGAGCCCUGGCCUGACCCCUGGGCUGACCCCUCUGGAGCUCUGCCCCUUCACCCAGGCCAAGAAGCCGCGCGUGGUGCUGGCCGCGGAGGAGAAGGAGGCGCUGAGGAAGGCCUACCUCCAGGAGCCCUACCCCUCACAGCACACCAUCGAGAUGCUCGCCGCGCAGCUCAACCUCAAAACCAACACCGUCAUCAACUGGUUCCACAACUACAGGUCUCAACAGGACCUCCCUGUCACUCUCUUAUUCUCUCUCUCUCUCCUAUCUUUCACUCUCUCUCUCUUUAUUUAUUUAUCUCUAUCUAUCUAUCUAUUUCUUAGUUUGUCUCGAAUGCGGCGUGAGGUUCUCAUGGCGGGCCCUCAGGACAACGACACUGAUGCCGAGCCCACCCUCUACUCCCCCCUGGCUUCCCACAGCCCCGUCUCCGAUGGCGACGACAAGAAACCGCUCCCCCACGCACGCCCCCUCAGCGCCUCCAUCCGCCACCUCUCCGUCAAGCAGGAGGCCGGAGACCCAGAGCUGGAGGCUCCAGGGGAGGGGGACGCCACCGGCAGGCAGUCCAGGAUGAAGCACUUCCCAUUGUGCUUGCCGUUCCCGCCGCUGAAGUCCGAGCGCGAGGAGCCAGCGCCACACCGCCUGCACAGCGGCGGGGAGAACAAGGCCGGCAGUAGCCUGGGUCAGAGGCUCUUCUCUGGGUAUCUCAGCACGGAGGGACUUCAGAGGACCAGCAUGACCCAGCACGAGGAGGAGGACCCUGAGAAGUCGCCGGUGGACCCCGUCAGCUUCAAGGCCACGUCGGAGCCCUGCCGUAGCAGCCUGGAGGUGUCCCUCAACUCCCCGUCUGCAGCCUCCUCCCCUGGCCUCAUGCUGUCCGUCUCGCCCGUCCCCUCCUCCUCCGCCCCCAUCUCUCCAUCCCUUCCCAACCCUGCCUCCAACCACGGGCCGGAUCUUCAAUCCGCACCCAGCUACGGCCUGGACACCCCCGCCCCGCACAACCCCAAACCCAAGAAGAGCACUCAAAAGCGCAACGAGAAGAUGGCCAACCUGAACAACAUCAUCCACCGGCUGGAGCGGGCUGCAAACCGCGAGGAGACCCUCGAGUGGGAGUUCUAGAACAGAACCCUCUCUGAAGGUUUGUCAGAACACUUGCACCUGUUCACCCCAAGACUUUGAAAGAGAACCUUCUAGAGUCACCCCAAGGCUCUGAAAGAGAACCUUCUAGAGUCACCUCAAGACUCUGAAAGAGAACCUUCUAGUCACCCCAAGGCUCUAAAAGAGACAUUUUUUUUGAGUCACCCCAAAAACUCUACAAAAGAACUUUCCAGAGUCACCUUGAGACUCUGAAAGAGAACCCUCUGGAGUCACCCCAAGACUCUGCAGGAGAACUUUCUGGAGGCUCUGGAAGAAGCCCCGCACCCCAUCCUGGACCCCAGGGUCCCCUGCACUGAGCGGCCCCUCAAAGGGAACAUCAACCUGCAACACUUAACACUGAUGACACCCCUCUGGAGAGAAACACACACACACACACGCACACUCACACACACACACACACACACACAUUUCUAAACGUCUUUUAGGUAUUUUGAUAAAGGAUCGUAUUUCGAAUUUUAUGUAACAGCACGAGCUGUUGUGUUUUAAACAAUGGAGAGAGAAAGAGAGAGAGGAACUCUUAGGUGAAGACUUGCAGCUACUGUGUCAUGAAAUGCACACUGAAGUCUUGGAGAUUGCCAAUGGGUGAGAUUAUUUCAAAAAGACCGCUGUCUUAAGCCAUUUAAAAAAAAGCACUAUACUUAUUUAAAAUGAGACACUGACCAAAUUUGCUACUUUUUGAAUAGCAAUUUUUCAGAUUUUGUCUGUAAGACAGGACAGUAAAAAGAUGAGCAGCUUAUGA